AUGGAUAUGGUGAGCUUCACGAACAAGCUCUUCGCUUUGGUUGUAUUGAUGACAGCCAUAUCUACCGAUGCUCAAACCAUAUGCAAUAUGCCAGCUGCUGGUUUGAUGGCGUGCAAGCCGUCUGUGACACCUCCAAACCCAACCCAGCCGACUGCAAAGUGUUGUUCAGCUCUCACGCAUGCAGAUAUGCGAUGCCUUUGCUCCUAUAAAAACUCCAACGUGGUGCGUUCACUAGGUAUUGAUCCAAACCUCGCCAUGAAGCUCCCUGGCAAGUGCAAGCUUCCUCAUCCUGCACAUUGCUAG
Molecule: messenger RNA, 303 nt
Organism: Pistacia vera
Lineage: Eukaryota; Viridiplantae; Streptophyta; Magnoliopsida; Sapindales; Anacardiaceae
Product: putative lipid-transfer protein DIR1
Exons: 1
Coding region: 1-303 (100 amino acids)
Biological process (GO): systemic acquired resistance
Molecular function (GO): fatty acid binding
Source: RefSeq, a predicted model, not a curated record